GAGUGUUUCGGUGAACUGACUGUGGAAAAAGUUUUAACCAGUUACGCAAACUGGAAAACAUUGCACAUUGUGUGUGAACUUCAACUGAUCGUCAACCUGGAAGGGCAAGAGGACAGCGAUGCCACGGAGAAACCGUGGAAGUGUGCGGACUGUGGAAAGGGAUUCACGUGUCCAUCAAAGCUGGAAACUCAUCGACGCACUCACACAGGGGAGAGGCCGUUCACCUGCUCGGUCUGUGGGAAGGAAUUCUCUCAGUCCUCCAACCUGGCAUUGCACCAGCGGGUUCACACCGGGGAGAAGCCGUACAGCUGCUCUUUGUGCGGGAAGAGAUUCACUCAGUCGUACAACCUCGCAUUACACCGGCGAGUUCACACCGGGGAGAGGCCAUUCACCUGCUCCGUGUGUGGGAAAGGAUUCAUUAAUUCAUCCAACCUGGUGUCACACCAACGAGUUCACACCGAGGAGAAACCAUUCAGCUGCAUCUCUUGCGGAAUGAGCUUCAGGCUUUCAUCCACUCUGCUGAAACACCAGCGAGUGCACACUGAGGAGAAACCAUUCAGCUGUGCUGACUGUGGUAAAAGCUUCAGGCAUUCGGGCAGCCUCACUGUACACCAGCGCAUUCACACUGGGGAGAGGCCAUUCACCUGCUCCGCAUGUGGAAAGGGAUUCACUGAUUCAUGCCAAUUGUUGAGACACCAGCGGGUUCACACUGGGGAGAGGCCUUUCAUCUGCUCAGAGUGUGGGAAGGGAUUCAUUGAUUCAUCGCAACUGUUAAAACACCAGCGAGUUCACAAGUGACUGUGUGGAUCAGACUCUGCUGUUAUCACAGGAAUGAACCAUGUUUAUUCUUACAGUUGGGGUAUGUUUCUGCUGAUAUUAAUAAUCUCUGGGCUGCAGUUUAAUACCCUGAAUCUGUAGCUGAUGGCAUUCUCAGCAAUGCAGUGUCCCACUGUCUUUCCCCAUAAUUCAGGAACUCUCAUCAAAAAAUUAGUUUGCAACAGGUUUAUGAAUUAUUCCUCUAAUCCUACAUUGAUCUUUGAAACAAGGUUUAUAAUUCAGUGUCUGAAAGGUUCCACUGAUUAAAGGUGUGAAUCAAUCCUUGCUAACAGUUCUUAACUGACUUGAACAUUCCAUGCAGUGGCCCCUCCAUUGUCCAUCAUGAAGAAAAUUAAUGAGAAUUUGGGGAACAUCAAGACCUUAAAUGAAACCCUUAAUCUGAUACAGAAACCUAGAAAUUGGAGACAAGUCCAAUCCAAGUAAUGGACUGUAAGAAAUCAGUCUCUCUUAAAUUUAUAGGCUUUGAAUCUUGUACAAAUAGUUCUCUUCCCCUCUCAGCCUCAUUCUCAUGACAAAAACCUCCACAGCUUCUUUCUGGCUGACAGACACAGGUUAUGCCUGUUACCUCUGCCUAGGACUUGUCUCCAACACAGGCUCUGAAACCAGAUAGUUUUAACCCUGACUCACUUGGAGUUGAUGACCCACAUGUAAACUGUGUGAAGGUUAAAGCAGGCUCAAGAGAGGAUGGGAAAGAGAUUUCAAAUUAAUCCAGUCUUGCUUCAGCCCAAACCCUACAUUAGUUAACAGUUCAGAGGGAACACCAGCAACAGAUGCCAGCACUCACUCUGCAUCAUCCUCGGAGACCAGUAACCAAUUCUUGUCUGUGAUUCGCUGUAAGCUUUUCCUAACUAUUUAGCUCAUGCAUUGUACUUAAACUAUUGCAUCUCAAUAACAUCUUUAAUAUCAAUAAUGAGUUUGACACCCGACUGCCCCUUUGCAGUAAUUUGGGACUCAUGGAAUCGUAGUGGCCCAGUUCAUAAUUUUGAGAAGCAGUGUUCUGCGGUAAAUGUGAAUGGAGAAGUUCCUAAGUGAAGCCGGGGUAUACAAUGAUGUUGGCAUAUUAAAGGAAAUGGAAAAUAACCUGCAGAUUGUAGAUGGGUGCAAUGGGAGUUAUGAGUAUACACUCAGUAGGGUUUCUAAGGAGUUGAAGAGUCAAAACGAAGGUUUGACUUAGGUCCAGAAUCAGUUGAUAUGUGUUUUGUUUUAAAUUUGUUUAUUGGAUGUGGGGCAUCACUGGAAAGACUAACAUUUAUUGCCCAUUCCUAGUUCUCCUGGAGAUAGAAUCCCUACAGUGUGGAAACCGGCCCUUUGGCCCAACAAGUCCCCACCAACCCUUGGAGCAUCCCACCCAGACCCAUCCCCCUAAUCUACAGACCCCUGAACACAACGGGCAAUUUAGUUCAGCCAAUCCACCUAACCUGCACAUCUUUGGACUGUGGGAGGAAACCGGAGCACCCAGAGGAAACACACGCAGACAUGGGGAGAAUGUGCAAACUCCACACAGACAGUCGCCUGAGGGUGGAAUUGAACCUGGGUCCCUGGUGCUGUGAGGCAGCACUGCUAACCACUGAGUCACCGUGCCGCCAAUGGUAGUGGUGAGCUGCCUUCUUGAAUAGCUACAGUCCAUUUGGUAUAGGAACACCCACAAUGCCACAAGGAAGAGAGUUUCAGGAUUUUGACCCAGCAACACUGAAGGAAUAGUGAUAUGUUUCCAAGUCAGGAUGCAGAGUGGCUUGGAGAGAAAUUGGUACUUUCCCCAAGUAUCUGUUGCCCUUGUCCUUCAAGAAGGCUAUGGGUUUAGAAAGUGUUGUCAAAGAAGUUUUCAGUGCAUAUGUGUGUACAUUCAAGCUGGUUUAACAGUGCAAGUUUUUUUGAGGGAACUGGUGGAUCAGUUGAAAAAUAAAGUGAUGUUUGGUAGGAGAGGGUUGUGCAGGACUGCAGUUAAUUAUACUGGGAAUAGGAGGCACAGGAUUGGACAGGCCCCAACAAAGGAGAAAAUCAGUACUAGCACUGGAACAGAAUAUUGAGUCAGAGGCAGUAAAUACCAGGCUGAGUAAGGAGUUAGAAAGCACCAAGGGAGCUCUGAGGGAGUUUGUUCCACAACAAACUACCUUGAAGCAGACCGGGCUUUUGUUUUGGCAAAAUCCAUCAGUUUCAGGCACGAACUGCCAGUGGGGCCAGUUGUGGCACUGACUGCAAAAUCAGAGCAGUGGACCAAGGACCUUGCUGGAACAAUAUAGCUCGAAACAUCUCCCCUGGCUCUGCUCUGCUUUCAAUUUGCUAAUGUAUUCGUGUCUAUUCACAGAUUCUGAUCCGAACUGCAAAAUGACAUCCUGGAGUUGCUUGUACUGCAGAUUUUUAAUUUAAUGUAUGCAUAUAAGUGUCUUUAUUAAACAUUCCUCAAUAGUGAAGUCACUGAAAUAA
Molecule: messenger RNA, 3261 nt
Organism: Rhincodon typus (whale shark)
Lineage: Eukaryota; Metazoa; Chordata; Chondrichthyes; Orectolobiformes; Rhincodontidae
Product: gastrula zinc finger protein XlCGF8.2DB-like
Exons: 1
Biological process (GO): regulation of transcription by RNA polymerase II
Molecular function (GO): DNA-binding transcription factor activity, RNA polymerase II-specific; RNA polymerase II cis-regulatory region sequence-specific DNA binding
Source: RefSeq, a predicted model, not a curated record